GUGCGACAUCACUUCCUUUACGACCCUUCCCUAUUUAAAAGGCGGUGUGGAGCCAGAGGGGCUUCAUCAGAGGAUUAAAGCCAAAGUCCUCGCACUCUUCACACCAGUGGCUCACCCACUGACUGACUGACAAUCUGGAAGGCUCCGAAUGUUUCUGUGAAGAUCCAUUCUGGCUAUAAAGGUUGAGGUGAACUGCCUUUUGGCCGUCUUUUGUGACUUUCAUCUGGAAAAUUUAACUUUGCGAGAAGAUUUGAGUCGGAAUCUGGAAAAAAGUUUUUGAGUUAAGACUUUGUUAAAUCUAAAGCCUUUAUGCAUUGAGCUAACCUCUCAUUUUUGGAAACAGUGGAAACUGUGCAACCCAAAGACGCACACGAACUCUAGGAAUUCACUCUAGGAAUUAGGAAAACACAUUCUGCAAGGUCUUAUUGGAAUUUUCCAACAGCAGAGUAGAUUUCUAAAGCAUCAGGAAGAGCAUAAGACAAGCAAAAUACCAAUUUCUAGGAAACGUCCCUUCUAGUAUCCUUUCAUCAUGAGUAGCAGUGGGACCACCACAGUUUCACCACAGGAGCCUCAGGCUUUCAAACGGGCGGUACGGAAAAUAAAAUGUGCUGCUAUGGUAGCCAGCUUGACCAAGAACUGGCAGGGCUGGGCCAAUGAACACACCAACAAGCAGGACGCCAUCCCGAGCGGCUGGAUGCCUUCAUCUAUUGAAGAGGAAGACAAAAAAGAGCGAGACCAUGUGGUCAAACUCACUGUCACCCCGCGCGUAAUUGCAGUUGAUGCCGCCAACACCAGUGGGAGUAAGAUCCGGACCUGUGCUGUGACCAAGACUGUCCAGCCAAAACGCAGCGAGUGCAGCAGCAGCGAUUUGAUCAGUGCCAUCAGAGGCAAGAUGGAGUCAGGCCCAAAGGAGAGCAAGCCGUUCCUGGGCAACGAGUCGCCGACACGGCGGCGCCAGAUGAGGGCACUACAGAGUGCAGAAGGAGGGGUCAUCCAAAACAGGAAGCUGAUGCUCCAGGAGAAGAAGCUGGGGUCAAGGAGCAGCAGUGUUGACACAGAGGACAGCGGGCUGGGAGAGGAGGCCGGACUCAGCGACAACAGCGAACCAAAAACUGAGCAGGGUGACAUCCAGCCCAAGAAACAGAACAACAGGCCCAAGAUUAAGAUCGCCACUACAGGUGACAUCAAAAGCCGCUGGCAGCAGUGGUCCGAGCAGCACAUCGAGGGCCAGAAACUGAACCCCUUCAGCGAGGAGUUUGACCAUGAGUAUGCCAUGGCCCAGCGCCUUCGCAAGGGCGACUCCGGCUACGGUCGACCCAAAGACGGCUCCAAGACGGCAGAAAGGGGCGACAGGGCCCAGAAACACAUCCACAGGGAGAUGGAGGAGAUGGUGUGGAUUAUCAGAGACAUGGGAUUUAAGGAUAAAGAGGGGAGGACCAUCAUUAGCUUCGGCCGGCUCUUUGACCGGUACGUGAAGAUCUCAGAUAAGGUGGUGGGCAUCCUGCUGCGCUGCCGCAAACACAAGAUGGUAGAUUUUGAAGGGGAGAUGCUGUGGAAAGGACAGGACGAUGAUGUCAUCAUUACAUUGAGGGACUGAGGACAGACGUGAUGUCUUACAAACAUUCACACAUACAUGCACACACACCUACAAAUUUCACACAACACAAAAGAAAUAAUGCCAUGCUAACCGCAAUGCUACAUCAUUUACAGAAGAAAAAUGAAGGAAUAUUUGGAAGAGACAGAAAAUGAUUAUAUGGUUAUUUAAUGAUUGUAUGAUUAUAAUGUUCAAAGAUAAUACACACAGCUUCAGGGAUAUACACAAUGGAAGGAAAUUUUAGUUUUAUCAGUCAAAAAAAUGUAAUCAAAAUCUCAAAAUCUAGUCACAAAUUUCAUUUUACAUAAAUUAUUAAAAGUCAUGUGAGUGUACAUGUGGAGGCUACACACA
Siniperca chuatsi (mandarin fish) is the source of this 1945-nucleotide messenger RNA. RefSeq names its product actin binding Rho activating protein a (gene abraa). Gene Ontology annotation, biological process: positive regulation of Rho protein signal transduction; positive regulation of transcription by RNA polymerase II. The transcript has 2 exons. Gene Ontology annotation, molecular function: actin binding. The coding region runs from base 530 to 1597 and encodes 355 amino acids. The record is from RefSeq and is a predicted model, not a curated record. Gene Ontology annotation, cellular component: sarcomere. NCBI's taxonomy places the organism in Eukaryota, Metazoa, Chordata, Actinopteri, Centrarchiformes, Sinipercidae.